UAGACAAAAUCUUGUUGAAAUUAAUUUCUUGUGUGUUCACAAGAAACUUAGAAGUAAAAGAUUAGCACCUGUGUUAAUUAAAGAAAUUACACGUAGAUCUCACCUACAAGGAAUAUUUCAAGCUGUUUACACUGCUGGAGUUGUAUUACCAAAACCUAUUUCCAAGGCAAGAUAUUUUCAUAGAUCUCUUAAUCCAAAGAAAUUGGUUGAAACAAAUUUUUCACGCUUACCACAAAACAUGCCAUUAUCACGAUAUGUUAAAAAAUAUAAAGUGUCAACUAAAACUGUAACACCUGGAAUUAGAGAAAUGUUAGAAGAAGAUGCUUCAGCAGUUAGAAAUUUAUUAAAUUCAUACAUGGAAAAAUUUGAUUUUGUGCCUGAAUUUAAAAAUGAUGAUGAAAUCAAACAUUGGAUUUUACCCAGAGAAAAUGUUGUCUGGUCAUAUGUUGUUGAGGAUACAGAAACUAAAGAAAUCACAGACUUUUUUUCAUUUUAUUAUUUACCUUCAUCAGUUAUUGGUAAUCCAACACAUAAAACUAUAAAUGCAGUUUAUCUUUUUUAUUAUGCAAUUAAAGAAACAGAUGAAGAAGGAAUUAAAGGAAAAUUGCGGUCAUUAAUGAAAGAUGCUUUGAUUUUGGCUAAAUUAAAAAAUGUUGAUGUUUUUAAUUGCCUUGAUAUUAUGGAUAAUAAAGUAUUUAUUAGUGAUCUUAAAUUUGGUGCAGGUGAUGGAUAUUUAAAUUAUUAUAUGUAUAAUUGGAGAUGUAAAGAUACAACAA
Messenger RNA from Entrophospora candida, 776 nucleotides. Lineage: Eukaryota; Fungi; Glomeromycota; Glomeromycetes; Entrophosporales; Entrophosporaceae. The record is from the annotation of a GenBank genome assembly.